Messenger RNA from Prorocentrum cordatum, 699 nucleotides. The record is from the annotation of a GenBank genome assembly. NCBI's taxonomy places the organism in Eukaryota, Dinophyceae, Prorocentrales, Prorocentraceae.
AUGGAUGGCGGCGCCACCGGCAGCGAACAUGUAGGUCAAGCCACCAGCGCAGAAGCGGGCAAGAGCGAGGAGGGUGGCGGCGGCAUCAAGGGAUUGCGCGAAACGGUGAAGACGAUGGGGCGCCUCGUGUUGGCUGACUCCCGCGAGCUCCAGGACGUCGCCGAGGUCGUGUUCAAGCGGUUCGAGGUCAACGAGGGCAGGCUGUCGGAGAUGCACGAGGCCAUCGGCGAGGCAUACAACGCUCAGUCCAAGGUGCUGCGCGACGAGGUGCAGGCGGGCGAGCAGGUCGACUCCGAGGCCUGCGGCCCUCCGUGCGUGGCAGUGUUCGCGGCGUCAGUGAAGCGGUGGGGCACGGAGGGCAACCUGGCCAACGCGGAGAUCACCAAGGGCUUCGCGGACCCAUGGAAAGAUGUGAUCAUGACGAGCACCCCGGGCAAACUGACGGCGCUGGUGCCCUACUUCCGCUGGAAGCCGAACAAGGGCAAGCCCGACAAUGACAAAGACAAGAAGGACAAGGGCGACAAGGGCGACAAAGGGAAAGUGAAAGACACGGGCAAGGGUCAGAUCAUGUACGCGGUGGAUCUCUCCUACGUUCACGGGCAUAACGCGAUAAGGGAGAUGAAUGGAGUAUACAAGGCGCGAGCGGCUCCACCAGGGCCGUUGCUCAGGGCCCUCUCCCAGAUGAUCCACGACAUGUGA